AUGGCGUUCACUCGCCUCCUCCUUGUCCUCGUGGGCGCUGCAUUUCCGCUGCUCUUAUUAUUCUCCCCCUUGCCUGCAGUGGCGAGUGAAUUGGGCGUGAGCUACGGGACGGUGGCGAACGACCUGCCGGACCCGUCGUCGGUGGUGAAGCUGCUCGGAGACAACGGCAUCACCAUGGUGAGGAUAUACGACGCCAACUCCAACGUGCUUAGUUCGCUGGCCAACACCGGCAUCAAGGUGAUGGUGAUGGUGCCCAACGAGAACCUGGCGGACGCCGCCUCCAGCUCAGGCUACGCGCUCCAGUGGGUGAAGAGCAACGUGGCGGCAUACUACCCCGCCACGAAGAUACAUGGCGUGGCCGUGGGCAACGAGGUGUUCAACACCAAGCCCGACCAGAAUUUGAACCUCGUCCCGGCCAUGACCAACAUCCAGAAGGCGCUGGCGCAGCUGAACCUGGCCGACGCCAUCAAGGUGACCACGCCCAUCGCGUUCAACGCGGUGGCCGUGUCCUGGCCGCCGUCGUCGGGCGCGUUCAGCGACGACAUCGCGGAGCCGGUGAUGAAACCCAUGCUCCAGUUUCUGCAGCAGACGGGCUCCUACCUCUCCGUCAAUUACUACCCUUACCUGACUUACAUGGCCCAGCCAAACACUUUCAACCUCGACUACGUCUUGGGGAACCCCAACAACCCCGGCGUGGUAGACCCCAACACCCAGCUCAAGUACAGCAGCCUCCUGGACGCCCAGCGCGACGCCACGUACUACGCGAUGGACAAGCUGCUCCUGGACGCCCAGCGUGACGCCACGUACUACGCGAUGGACAAGCAGGGGGCAUCCAAUUUGGACGGGGCAACUCAAUGGCGGCGGCGGUGGCGGCGGCCACAGGAGGCUUUACAGGCCGGAGGAGUGGCCACCAUAGCUAACGCUCAAACCUACAUCAAUAACCUCAUGAACCGCGUGCUGUCCGGAAACACCGGCACGCCGUACCGCCCAAACGCUGACAUGAACGUGUACAUCUUCGCCCUGUUCAACGAGGACCAAAAGGGCACCGGGGCAGAUGACGUCGAGCAGCACUUCGGCCUCUUCUACCCCAACAUGCAGAAGGUGUACGAGUUCAACUUCCGCGGCACCGUCACCCCACCACCGACUCCAACAACACAGCAGAGCUGGUGCGUGGCGAACGCGGCCGUCGGGGACGCGCGGCUGCAGGCGGCGCUGGACUACGCGUGCGGCCACGGCGCCGACUGCAGCGCCAUCCAGUCCGGCGGGUCAUGCUUCCAGCCGGACACCAAGGUCGCGCAUGCCACGUAUGCGUUCAACAGCUACUACCAGCUCAACGGCCGGACCCCAGCUCGUGUGAUUUCAGCGGCGCGGCCUCCAUCGUCUACCAGGCACCAGGCGGCGCUGGACUACGCAUGCAGCAACGGCGCCGACUGUAGCGCCAUCCAGCCCGGCGCGCGGUGCUACCAGCCGGACACCAAGGUCGCGCACGCGUCGUACGCAUUCAACGACUACUACCAGCGCAAGAACCGGGCCAGUGGGACGUGUGACUUCUCUGGCGCCGCUUCCAUCGUCUACCAGCAACCAGCCGGCACCUGCGACGCGACGGCGAGCUGGUGCGUGGCGAACGCGGCGGUCGGGGACGCGCGGCUUCAGAAUGCCCUGGACUACGCCUGCGGCAACGGCGCCGACUGUAGCGCCAUCCAGCCCGGCGGGCAGUGCUUCCAACCCGACACCAAGGCCUCGCACGCCUCGUACGCGUUCAACAGCUACUACCAGCACAAGGGACGGGCAAGCGGGACCUGCGACUUCUCUGGUGCCGGCUCUGUUGUAUACCAGCAACCCAAGGUCGGAAACUGUGUGCUCCCAUCGAGCGGUUAA
Molecule: messenger RNA, 1878 nt
Organism: Miscanthus lutarioriparius
Lineage: Eukaryota; Viridiplantae; Streptophyta; Magnoliopsida; Poales; Poaceae
Source: the annotation of a GenBank genome assembly